AGAGAGAGAAUCGGCCACUGCUGCGGCUGGCGGUCUCGAUUAUAUUGAGGCAGGCGCAGCCAUAUUUGUGGGGCCCUCGCGCCAAGUCAAACAUGGCGUCGGCAGGCGACAUUAAUAUGGCGUCCUCGGAUAUGAUAACCGAGGUCGAGAUCCAGCCGGACAUCCAGGAAGUGGAGAUUGAGUCGAUACCCGUAGAGAUACCGUGCGAGACGGUCGAGACGACGAUCGUCGAGUCCGAGGACGAGGAGGUGCAACAGCACCAGCAGCAUCAUCAGCACCACCAGGCCAUGAUUACCCUCCAAGCGUUGCCCGAGGCGGGACGCGAGGAAGAGAUAAUCCUCCAGACGCAGGAGGAGAUUGUCGGCGGGGACCCGCUCAGUGUCUACGACCAGAUCCCGGUGCCCGACCAGAGUGACAUCUACGUGGAGUCGAGCCCGGGACCCUCGAGGACGAUAACGAAAAAGAAGGCGAGGAAGAGCGCGGGCUCGACGGCGACGCAGCGCUUCAGGCCGCAGGAACACGCGAUAUUCACGGAGAUGCCGAGCGAAACGAAGGCGAGGAAAUGGGAACAGAAACAGGUGCAAAUAAAGACCCUCGAGGGGGAGUUCUCGGUGACGAUGUGGGCAUCAGGAACCGACGAUGGAAGUGUCCUAUUAGCGUCUCACCUGGUGGAUGUUCCAGAUGAAGGCUCUAACCCCGAGCCUGAUCCAGACUACACAGAAUAUAUGACUGGUAAAUCAACGUCGAAAUUGAAUCAUUCUGGCAGUUCUGUUUCCGACGGCAUGCCAGGUUUGGAUCUAUCAGAUCCUAAACAACUAGCAGAAUUUGCUAGACCUGGUCACAAACUGAAAGUUCGCAAACCACCUAUUAUUGAUGGUGUUGAGCGUACAAUUGCCUGUCCGCAUAAGGGCUGUACAAAAAUGUUUAGAGAUAAUAGUGCAAUGCGCAAACACCUGCACACUCACGGUCCAAGAGUUCACGUGUGCGCCGAAUGUGGAAAAGCCUUUGUCGAAAGUUCUAAAUUAAAAAGGCAUCAAUUGGUUCACACUGGAGAAAAGCCAUUCCAGUGUACAUUUGAAGGUUGUGGAAAGAGAUUUAGUUUGGACUUCAACUUACGAACUCAUGUAAGAAUUCACACUGGUGAUAGACCAUAUGUAUGUCCCUUUGAUGGCUGCAGCAAAAAGUUUGCUCAGUCGACAAAUUUGAAAUCGCACAUAUUAACACAUGCAAAGGCCAAAACACGAAAUGCAAUUGGUCGUCAAGUGCAACAAAUCCAACUACAGCAGCCGCAAUUUGUUCAAGUUGAGGUUGCCGAUGUGGAUAAUCAGCAGUUCAUCGUUUACGCCGACUAGCCCCCCUCGCCAGCUUGAUCUCCCUAAUGUGCCCCAUUAUCAAAUUUGGUAACCUUUGAUUAUCGACUCAAACAGUGUACAUAUUUACAAACUAUAGCGAGUGACUAUAUGAGGACAGGAGAAUACUGAGAGAAAAAACAAACAAACAAACUAAUGAUUACUUUAAAUGAUUCGUUAAUUAAAUCGGGUAUUAAUCUCUACGCUUAGAUAAAAGGUGAGGCAAGAAAAGCAGCAAAACCCAGUUAUGCAAGACUCGAGAUUUAACGAAUAAUAUGCAGAAUGAGAAUCGAACUCUUAUGCGAAAUAAAUAGAAAGAGAAAAAAAGAAAAGAAAAGAAAAG
Molecule: messenger RNA, 1692 nt
Organism: Ceratosolen solmsi marchali
Lineage: Eukaryota; Metazoa; Arthropoda; Insecta; Hymenoptera; Agaonidae
Product: transcriptional repressor protein YY1
Exons: 4
Coding region: 93-1352 (419 amino acids)
Biological process (GO): regulation of transcription by RNA polymerase II
Cellular component (GO): chromatin; PcG protein complex; transcription regulator complex
Molecular function (GO): DNA-binding transcription factor activity, RNA polymerase II-specific; RNA polymerase II cis-regulatory region sequence-specific DNA binding
Source: RefSeq, a predicted model, not a curated record